ACUCUAGUGGAAACUUCUCUCUUUAGAAAUUAGUGUAGACAAUGAAAGAGAUAAAACAGUAGCUUGAGGGGCAUGCAGGGUUGAAAGAAAGUUCUUUUGUGUGGCUGAGAGAAAGAGCAGUGGGAGGAAGGGAUGAUUAAUGGAGCAAGAAUCUAGAAGAAGGAUGGGAGGAGAAGAAAUCGAGAGAAAAAGACCUAGGGGUCAGUCUGACAAAAGAACAUUCUGCCUGAGGCGAAGGACGUGGGGAAAAGCGAUAAGAAUAUAGAACAUUUCGAAGGAUGAUAAACUGAAGUUCUUGAAGUUUGUGCAGGGGAACUUUAAUUUCCGGACGAGCAAAUACGCACAACCCAGUGGUGGGAAGAACAUGGACUUCGCCCGCCUGUGGCUAGGGUUGCUGCUGCCUUCGGUAGCUGCGCUGGAUUUCGGCUACCACCACCAGGAAGAGAUGGAAGCAUUUUUGAAGAAUGUGGCCCAAAACUACAGUUCUAUCACUCGCUUACACAGUAUUGGGAAGUCUGUGAAAGGCAGAAACCUGUGGGUUCUUGUCGUGGGGCGCUUCCCAAAGGAGCACAGAAUUGGGAUUCCAGAGUUCAAAUACGUGGCCAACAUGCACGGAGACGAGACUGUCGGGCGGGAGCUCCUUCUCCACUUAAUUGAACAUCUCGUAACCAAUGAUGGAAAAGACUUUGAAAUCACAAAUUUAAUCCGCAGCACCCGGAUACACUUCCUGCCUUCAAUGAACCCAGAUGGAUUUGAAGCGGUCAUAAAGCCUGACUGUUUUUACAGUAAUGGAAGGGAAAAUAAUAACUACUAUGACCUGAAUAGAAAUUUCCCCGAUGCUUUUGAAUUUAAUAAUGUGUCAAGGCAGCCUGAGACUGUGGCUGUCAUGGAAUGGCUGAAAACAGAGACAUUUGUCCUCUCUGCAAACCUCCACGGCGGCGCCCUGGUGGCCAGUUACCCAUUUGACAACGGUGUUCCAGCAACUGGGACGUUACACUCCCGUAGCUUAACCCCUGACGACGAUGUUUUUCAACACCUUGCACAUACCUACGCUUCAAGAAAUCCCACCAUGAAGAAAGGAGACCAGUGUAAAAACAAAAUGAACUUUCCUAAUGGAAUCACAAAUGGCUACUCCUGGUAUCCACUCAAAGGUGGAAUGCAAGAUUACAACUACAUCUGGGCCCAGUGUUUUGAAAUUACGUUGGAGCUGUCAUGCUGUAAAUAUCCUCAUGAGGAGAAGCUUCCAUUCUUCUGGAAUAAAAACAAGGCCUCAUUGAUUGAAUAUAUAAAACAGGUUCACCUAGGUAUAAAGGGUCAAGUUUUUGAUCAGAAUGGGAAUCCAUUACCCAAUGUAAUUGUAGAAGUCCAAGACAGAAAACAUAUCUGCCCUUAUAGAACCAACAAAUUUGGAGAGUAUUAUCUUCUUCUCUUGCCUGGGUCCUAUGUAAUAAAUGUUACAGUCCCUGGACACGAUCCAUACCUCACAAAGGUGGUUAUUCCAGAAAAAUCCCAGAACUUCAGUGCUCUUAAAAAGGAUAUUUUACUUCCCUUCAGAGGGCAACUGGAUUCUAUCCCAGUAUCAAAUCCUUCAUGUCCUAAGAUUCCUCUGUAUAGUGAUUUGCCAAGCCAUUCAGCUGCAACAAAGCCUGGUUUGUUCUUAUUUUUAGUGACUGUCUUUCACAUAUUUGUCAAAUAAAGCAAAAUGUGAAACACAACCCCCAUCAUCACCAGGAAUCAGGGAUUACUCAUGCCAGGUUACUGCAACUCUGUUAACUCCCUCUGUGGGACCUUGACUCAAGAAACGCCAUGGUCCUUCCCUAAGAAGAGAAAUGGUUGUUUUCAAACCACAACAAGCAAUGUGUGGUGAUAACAAAGGAAUGAUUUAAUCUUGAUGAAUGGAAGAAACCUACCUUUCAGGUACUGUCCACUACACUUAACCUUGAAGUUGUCUUAGAAAUUUAACUUGAGAAUCAAGAAAGAAGUUCCUGCAAGAAAAAAAUGGAGCAAAUUUUGUAUACAGAGCCAGAUGAAUAUAAGCAAUGAAGAUGAACAUUCAUUGAUAACCUACUAUCUACAAAACCUGGCCAUGAGUGCCAUAUGUGAAGACAUAGUAAGUGCCAUAUGUAAUUACUUCUCAGCACAGGGAGAAAUGACAGGACUGGGAAUAUUUCACGUCACAGAUGUUCUAAGGAAAUAGGAGUGGAGAGAGGCAACCGUGUCUCAGUGGCCCAAGAAAAACAAUAUGGGCCUGAUGGGAUGACAAGGUUCUACAUACAGAGCCCCAAAACAACAGGUCAGUUAAACCUUUCCACACUCAGAUGCCACAGUUUUGUUAUGCUGAGGACCGCCAAGUGUGUAACUCUAGCAUCUUGCCUGAGCCUCAAACUCAAGCCCAACUUCCCACUGUGCAUAUCCACCUGGAUGUGACCCACUGGUACCUCAAACUCAUCAUGUUGAAAUGGGACAUAUUUUUCUCCCUGGAGCUGCUCUUCCCCCUGUAUUGUCUCUGGUACCAGUGAACUAGAAACCCGAGAGUCAUCCUUGAUGCUUUCUCCUCCUCCCUCAGCCCGUAUAUUCAGUCAGUCACUAAAGAUUGCUGUGAAUUAUAAAUGUUGGUUGAUUCUCCCUCUCUCCGUGGCUGGUACCAUUGUCAGUUUAGGCCAUCAUGACUCACUGCCCCCACUGCAGCAGUCUUACUGGUCUCUUGCGCCCAGCCUUCUCCUCUUCAAAUCCAUCUUCACACAGCACUGGGGAGGAAGGUCUACUCAACAAGCAACAACAAUCAACUUGCUUAUAGUUCCUGUACACUUAAUGCACGGUUUGUGUCCCGUAUCUGAACACCAUUCUGACUCACCACUACAUUUUCUUUCCCACUCCUUUAAAACUCAGUUCAGGUGUCAACUCCUCCAGGAAGCCUUUGCUGACAUUCAUCCCUCCCAGUCAAUCUGGGAACCUUUCCUCUUUGGUACUCAAAUGGGUUACCUCUAUUAGGAAUUUACAACUGUAUUAUAAUCUUCUACUUUCAUGUGUGAUUUUCCCUAAUAGAAUGUGAGCUUUGAGGCCAGGGUCUAUUUAAUUAGUUUGAAAAAUUCAUUUUUUUUUUUUAAUCUUCAGAGCCCAGUACUUAGUAGAAACUGAACGAAUGAGUGAACAAAGAGUUCUAUGAACCUACUACACCCAGUGUCUCCCAGAAACUUGUGUUGGGCUUUGAGUCAUUUUGUCAAAUGAGGUCCUAUGCUUUGGCAAUCUCUAGCUCAGUAGCAACACUGACAGAAGAGUUUUCAAAUACGUAUCAACAAAUAAGUUCAAAUAUGGUGGUGUUAUUACGCUUUGCAUUUAUCCUAAGGUUCAUAGUAAAUGUAUUGUUACCUGUUAACAACACAAACUACCUUUUAAUCAGAAAACAAAAUUUUUACCAUUAGUACUCAAUUGAAACAACUGUUCUCCACUAUCAUGAGAGUUAACCUAUCUUAAAACAUUUUAUGUAAGAAUUAAGGGGGAAACAUCAAAACAAAAAAUAGCAACUCCUAAGCAGAUUUCUAAGUGCUAUGCAUUGCUCAUGGAAUAUGAGUUGCCUUGGUUCUUUAAAUUGAAAGUUCUCUAGGAUCUGAAAACAAAGCUAUGCUGUGCUUGGUAUGUGAUGAAUGCGUGAGAACCACAAAUGAGUGGGAGAUACCUGGGCACUUAGGAGCUAUUCCUGUGCCAAUCAUACUUGUUCAUCUAAACAGAAUUUGUAGUCUUUUUAUCUCUUAUAAAAUCUGGUAAUAACUUGAAUAUCUGAUUUUUUAUUUAAAUAAACAGUAAUUUAUUAUGUACUUGAAAGUAUGUAUCAAUAUUACAGAAAUGAUUUCGGUAUGCAACAAAGCACAUAAACUCGAUUUACCAUCAAGCCUUAUUUUUCAGUCAGACAUUCUGAGUCCUAACUUUUCUAAGAUACCAAUUUUCAAAGGGACAUGAACUGAAAUCUGAACUGGUUCAUGAGCCUUAAUGUAAACUCCUUAAGGAAAGAAUAUUUUUAAAAUCAGAAAUUUUAUCAAACUUAAAAUCGUUUAGAGACAAGUAAAGCAAUCUCGAAACCAAAUCUAUACCAAACGUGAAUUUAAUACAGAGCAUGUUCAGGGUACGUAUUUUGCAGCAAAGUGCUCAGAAGUAAACUUUGUAGUGAGGGUUUAGUAUGAUUGAAUCUCCACUAACCAAGUUAAGUGUCCAAAGGGAGAAGCCACCAUGUACUUCCAACUAUACUCAGACCAGAGCCCCAAAUCUCCACACAUGACAUCUUACCCUCUUAGACUGGUGGUUAUGCUCCUCAGGUCCUGAGUUCAGGGUAUAAUUCCUUUUAUGAAGGAAACAACAUGGUAAAGGGUUACAAGAUAGAGAAAAGACGACAGAAUGCAGGAGUAAGAUUUUAAUUAGAAGGCAAGACCGCUGAGUUCAAACCCACCCCACAUUCAGUUUCCUUACCUGUUAAAUGAAGGCCCCUGCUUGACUGAUUCUGUAUCAAAAGCAGCAGUUUAAGAUGCCAUUAUUUUGAUGUCCUUUUUGGUACUUGGCCAGGCAGAGAAAGGAUAACUAACACUGGGUGACAUAAAUAUUUUGAAAGCAGCAGAAUAUACCUUAUUAAAGACCAGGUCUUUUGUCUCAGAUACAAACAGAAUUGACCUGAAAACUGAAACACUGGCUAGGUGGAAUGAGCAUUAAUAAUAGUUAAGGCAUCUCCUGAACUAACACAGCUUUUUAUGUACCUAUCUAAAUUAUGAUAAAUGUUAACAUGAGUGAAUCUAAAUGGAAGGGAGUAUUUUAGAGAAAUGUUAAGUCCCCACAAGUAAGUGUCAGUUUGAUUUUGGUACUUAAUUAUCACAUUCAGAGCAGAAGUAUUAAAAGCCUCUUAGCAUUUUUUAAAGUCUAAGAAAUCAAUGUUGUGUUUCAUUCCCGAAGUGAAUUUGCAUUUGUAAUGUUUUUAAAAUUGUUAUAAGAAGUUACCUCUAGCUUUAGAAAGUAAAAAUAUCUGAUACUGGAGUGGAAAUACCUUUCCUAGGGAAUCCAGAAAAAAUGAGCACAGCAUAUUGUCUCAUAAUAAAUUGCUUAUUAAGAAG
Molecule: messenger RNA, 5093 nt
Organism: Callorhinus ursinus (northern fur seal)
Lineage: Eukaryota; Metazoa; Chordata; Mammalia; Carnivora; Otariidae
Gene: CPM
Product: carboxypeptidase M
Biological process (GO): peptide metabolic process; protein processing
Molecular function (GO): metallocarboxypeptidase activity; zinc ion binding
Source: RefSeq, a predicted model, not a curated record